This is a messenger RNA of Dermochelys coriacea (leatherback sea turtle), 2622 nucleotides long. Its product is annotated as zinc finger protein 391-like. Gene Ontology annotation, biological process: regulation of transcription by RNA polymerase II. Gene Ontology annotation, molecular function: DNA-binding transcription factor activity, RNA polymerase II-specific; RNA polymerase II cis-regulatory region sequence-specific DNA binding. The transcript has 3 exons. Bases 532 to 1197 code for a protein of 221 amino acids. The record is from RefSeq and is a predicted model, not a curated record. Lineage: Eukaryota; Metazoa; Chordata; Testudines; Dermochelyidae.
CAACCAUCGAGCUGGCAGACCGCUGCGGUGCAGAGCGGAGCCGGGGCUGGGGGAGGAGAGACCGAGAGAGGGGCCCGGGCACCUUCCUGCGCCCAGCCCGGCGUGUGCACCGUAGGAUUUUCUGUUGUGAGCAUGGGGAUGUGACCACAGUCGGGCCUGAAGGAAAGGACAACACCGGAGAGAAACCAGAGUUCAAAGCCCUUGAUGAUGGAGCUCAGUAAUGUAAUCCCCAUUGUACAAGUGGGGAAACUGAGGCAUGGAGCAGGAUGGUCGCCCAGGAGACCAGAGCCGGGAAUAGAAGCCAGGUGCCCUGAGUCCCGGUGCUCUAUCCGCUAGGCCACGCUGCCUCUCAUCAGAAAUGGGGCAGCAGGAGCAACUCACGGCUGGAUUCUCUAUCCUCACAGGAAGCAGGGAAGAAGGAAGGGGAUCCCCGAAGCUGCCUGGUAGCGAAGCCAGGCUGCACAUAGGCUCGUUGGAGGAUUGACCACGCCCAUAACCCCAGGCUGCUGGAGCCCCCCACUGGCCACGCCCAUGGGUGAGAAGGCCAACACGUGCCCGUACUGCGGCAAGGGCUUCCGGCGCAGCUCCCACCUGACCCGGCACCUGGGCACCCACUCUGGCGGAGAGCAGCGCCCCUAUGCCUGCAGCCACCGUGGCAAGGGCCCGGUCCUGGCUCCGCCACCAGCGGGCGAGCGCCCCUACGCCUGCACCCACUGCGGGAAAGCCUUUGGGCGCAGCGCGCACCUGGCCCGGCACCAGGAGACCCACUCUGGCGAACGCCCCUACAAGUGCACCUACUGCGGGAAAGCCUUCGGACGCAACGCCCACCUGACCCGGCACCAUGGCACCCAUACUGGCGAGCGUCCCUACCAGUGCGGCAUCUGUGGCAGGGCCUUCACCCGCGAUGCCCACCUGACCCGGCACCAGCUCGUCCACACCGGCGAGAAGCCAUUCCAGUGUGGCGUCUGUGGCAAAGCCUUCACCCGCAGCGCCCACCUGGCCCGGCACCAGGGCACCCACACAGGCGAGAAGCCCUUUGAGUGCCGGGUCUGCGGCAAAGCCUUUACCCGCGAUGCCCACCUGGCCCGACACCGGGCCACUCACACCAGCGAGCGCCCCUACAAGUGCGCCGACUGCGGAAAGGGCUUCGGAGCCACCUCCCACCUCCUCCGCCACCAGAGGACCCACCAGGAGUAGCUGCCCCGGUGUGGAGCGUGGGAACCAAGGGACAGUGGUUCCCACGCCCCCAGUGCCCUCCUCCAUCAUGGGAGGAGAGGGCAUGGGAAUCGGGGGCACCAGUUCCUGCACUGUCACCCUCUGGGGUGUCUCUCCCGUAUGGGGAACUGAGGGAGUGCCAGCUGUCAUGCCCUCUCCUGCUGGGGCACUCCUCGCCCAUGGGAGGGUGUGGGACUCACCUCUUCUCAGAGUGCGCCAUCCUCUGGAGGGGGCAUGGAAACCAAGGGGGCAGCAGUUCCCACACUGCCACCCUCUGGGUUGCUCGUCCCCCAGAGGGAGAGCUAGUGCCCCUGCUGACACACACUGACAUGCUCCUACCCCCCUGGGCUGGGCGUGGGAACCGAGAGGGGGGCAGCGUUCUCUGUGCCCACAUCCAAGCGGCUUCAACGACUGUACAGGAGGAUCUGGCCCAGAGUUGGGCUCCGGGCAUCCUUGGGGCGUGGAUGGUAACACGGGCCCCCUGGGGAGCACACAGUAUCACCGACCCCGCAGCCAGUCUGCCCUGCAAACGGACGAUGAUCCAGCCCUAUCUAAAACCUCGUCCGGACAGAGAGAUUGACUGAAACUGCAGCCCCAGGUGGGCGCACUCUUCCGAGGGAAAAGGGACUCAAUCCCGGGACAAUCACUCUGCCCCCAAAGCAACCCCCCUGGCGGCACGCUCAGAUGCCUUCUGCUCUCCCAGGCCUGUCACAGGCGCUAGCCCCCUCAGCCCUUGCCAGGCUUGGCCUCACACCUUCCCAGCAGGGCGAGCGAACCCCAAGAUGCUGGCCCUCAAAGGAGCAGGCCAACCUGGUCCAGGGAGUGAAUCCGGAAUAGCUCUGACAGACGGCACUAGCCAGCGUGGAGAAGUUAGUCUGGAACAGCCAGGCCGGGUUGCUUCCCUCAGUGUAGACAUGGUGUGAGAGCGCGCACAGGCAGCGUGCCAAGACAAGAACAGCAUGUUCGUGUGCGAAACUUCAUGUGCCUGUGUGUGUGUGUGUGUGUGUGAGAGAGAGAGAGAGAGAGAGAGAGAAACCUCCUUGUGUGUGAGUGUGUGAGAAACCUCUUCUCGUGUGUGUGUGAGAAAUCUUGUGUGUCUGUAUGAGAAACCUCUUUCAUGUGAGAAACCUUGUGUGUCCGUAUGUGUGUGUGAGAAACCUCGUCUUGUGUAUGUGUGUGAGAAACCUCCUUGUGUGUCCGUGUGUGUGUGUGUGAAACCUCAUGUGGAUGUCCGUCCAUCCGUGUGUGUGAAAUGUCAUGUGUGAAACUUCCUCCUACUUAUCCAUGUGAGUGUGUGUGUGAUAAACUUCCUUAUGUGUAUAUAUGCAUGUGUGUGUGGAACUCUGCCAGAGGAUGUUGUGAAGGCCAAGAUUAUAACAGGGUUAAAAAAAGAGUUAGAUACAUUCA